Benincasa hispida (wax gourd) is the source of this 1619-nucleotide messenger RNA. It is a transcript of the gene CTL2, whose product is annotated as chitinase-like protein. The record is from RefSeq and is a predicted model, not a curated record. Gene Ontology annotation, biological process: cell wall macromolecule catabolic process; chitin catabolic process; carbohydrate metabolic process. Gene Ontology annotation, molecular function: chitinase activity. NCBI's taxonomy places the organism in Eukaryota, Viridiplantae, Streptophyta, Magnoliopsida, Cucurbitales, Cucurbitaceae.
GGGAGAUCGCAGGAAGGUGCAGCAGCACUUCAACACAAGCAAGCAUUCGGUCUGUUCGUAAGUUUGCAUCGCUUGCAAAUCACUCAAAAGUAGGAGAAGAAACUUGAAAGAAAUUUCAAAAGAAAAUGAAAAAGAAAAAAGAAAAAUUGUUGCAGCAUCACAACAACACUAUUUAUCCUUCAACUCUGAUAAACCUCUUCCUCCUAAUCAAGCUGUAAUUUCAUUUUCCAUCACUUUCCCUCUCAAAUGAAGCAAUUCCCAUUUCCCCCUUUUAAAUUCCCUCCUCCAUUCCCCCAUUUCUUCACCCAUUAUUCCUUCAUCACACAAUGGAAUCCAAGCGCUUCUUCUGGGUUCUGCUUCUGCUUCUGGCCGCGAUCGCCGUGAUUGGAGACGAUUCUGAAUUCUCCGUCAAGCCAUUGGUGAAGAUUGUGAAAGGGAAGAAGCUCUGUGACAAAGGAUGGGAGUGUAAAGGCUGGUCGGAAUAUUGCUGUAAUCAUACCGUUUCUGAUUACUUUCAGACCUAUCAAUUUGAAAAUUUGUUCUCCAAGCGGAACUCGCCGGUCGCUCACGCCGUAGGGUUUUGGGAUUAUCGAUCUUUUAUUACGGCGGCGGCUUUGUUUCAGCCUCAUGGAUUCGGUACCACCGGUGGGAAGCUAAUGGGGAUGAAGGAAAUUGCUGCUUUUCUCGGUCAUGUUGGCAGUAAAACCACUUGUGGGUAUGGAGUGGCGACUGGAGGUCCAUUGGCAUGGGGUCUGUGCUACAACAAGGAGCUGAGCCCUGAUAAAUUGUACUGUGAUGAAUAUUACAAGCUCACUUAUCCCUGUACUCCCGGAGUUUCUUACCAUGGCCGUGGUGCCUUACCCAUCUAUUGGAACUACAACUAUGGAAAAACAGGAGAAGCCUUGAAUGUUAAUCUAUUGGACCAUCCAGAGUACAUUGAAGACAAUGCCACUCUAGCAUUUCAGGCUGCAAUUUGGAGGUGGAUGACCCCAGUGAAGAAGAACCAGCCCUCAGCACAUGAUGUGUUUGUAGGCAAAUGGAAACCGACAAAGAACGACACACUGGCCAAGCGACUGCCUGGCUUUGGCACUACCAUAAACAUCCUCUAUGGCGAUGCUGCGUGUGGGCAGGGUGAAGUUGACUCCAUGAACAACCCCAUCUCCCAUUACUUGCAUUACCUCGAUCUAAUGGGCAUUGGUCGAGAAGAAGCCGGACCCCAUGAAGUCCUGAGCUGUGCCGAGCAGGAACCUUUUGAGUCAUCAUCUUCUUCAUCCUCGUCAUCUUCUUGAGGUUCGUCUUUGUCUCAAUCAACUUAUUCUUGAUCUGAUUCUCUCUGGAGAAUGAAAGAAUAUGAAUAAUUGGAUGUCAAACUAAGAUGUUUUGUGAUGUAUAAAGCUAUUGAAUUGAAGGGAAAGAAAGAAUUCAAGAUACAUAUACUAUUUUUUGUGUGAGUUCUCAUUGUGUAUAUCCAAUUGAUGUUUAUUAAUGUUUCCUUCUGUUUGUUCUAAAUUUUGACGUUUCAUUUGAGUUUUUAUAGUCAUUAAUUAAUGUAUUCUCCAAGUUCGGAAUGUGAACCAUUUGAGUAACAUAAAUACAUUCUCUGUAUUAUGCAUGUUGCA